Messenger RNA from Erythranthe guttata (spotted monkey flower), 704 nucleotides. The record is from RefSeq and is a predicted model, not a curated record. Lineage: Eukaryota; Viridiplantae; Streptophyta; Magnoliopsida; Lamiales; Phrymaceae.
GUUGGGCGUUUGCCGAUUCCGUGCUCCAUAGGCUGGCACCCCUUUGGGUGGGUGCUAGAGGUCUAGAAUUCACUUGGGACUACAUUUUACAGGGUCUCGAAGCGAAUGCUAAUCUGGUGUUGAGUAUAUCGCUUGCUGCAUUAGGAUCUCUAAUGUGGCUCAGGAAAAACAAGCCCAAGACUUUGAUUCCUAUUAUAUACACCUGCGCAGGAAUUGUGGCUACUAUGCCAUCAAUUACAAGUUAUCUGAAACUGAGCUUGGGAUGGCAGUUGCCGAAGGUGGUAGGAUUUGAGCUGUUCACUUCUUUGGUAAUGGCUUUCAUUAGCUGGCAGCUUUUUGCCGCUUGCCAGAAACCUUCUAAUUGAUGAAUCCUUCAUAUCAACCUUCUAAAUCAACCACCCCCACCGCCCCCGGAAAACAAAGUUCUGAAGGGCAACAAGAGCAAAUUUUGCUUUGAAUAUUUACAGUGUGAAAAAUUUCAGGAAAAUGAGAAGUUACCUGAAUCACUGUGAUUUGAGUAUUUAUUUGGAAGUUUUUGGAUUAUACUGUUGUAACAGUCAGAUUAGGAAGCUAAGUAUGUUGACUGAAUUUAUUUUCCAGGUGACAUUCUUAUUAGUGUUUUCUUGAUUAUGAUUCAGGUCACAAUUAUUUGUAUUUGCCUUUUCAGACUAGUUGGAGCAGUUUGAAGUGACACAUUCAUUGCA